AUGGAUAUAAAUACAAAACUUAAUACUAUUAUUUCGUACUUGACUCAUUUGAGAGUUUAUCGUGAUCCACAACGUGUUAGAACUGAUACAACCGAUCUAUUUAGAUUCUUUCCAAAUCUUCAACCUUACUAUGGUGCUAAUAGAAUUGGUAAUUUAAUUUAUUUAAAGGGUACUAUACCAAUUAAGUAUCAACAAUUUAUAUAUCAUAUUCCUAUCAUUGCUUGGUUACCAGAGAACUAUCCUUUUGCACCACCACAAAUUAUAUUGGAUCCAACACCAGAGAUGGAAAUUGUCAAGGGUCAUCCUCACGUCAAUGAGAAUGGACUGUGUCUACACCACUAUCUUUCACAUUGGACUUGGUCAUCGAACAUAUCACAAGCCGUCAAGUACUUAUGUGAUACAUACAGUGCCGCUCCACCAUUGGUCACAAAGAAGAAGGUUGAAACCAACAUACCAAACACAAGUCCACCACCUUAUCCAAUGCAACAACAACAACAACAACAACCACAGCAACAACAACUACAACAACAACCACAGAAUACUAGCUGGAGUAACAUGAAUAUGAAUAUGAAUCAACCACCACCUACCUACGCAGAAUCGAUGGGCGUACAACAACAGCAACAACAAAAUACACCACCUUCUCAAUCGCCAUCUGGUAUUCCAAUUGUUAAUAAACCAGCAACACCUCCACAAACAACAGCGGUCUCUGCUUCACCGGUGAGUAUUUCACCAGGUGCAGCGGCAGCAGCAGCAUCAAUGGCUCUCGCAGCACAAAAGAAGAAUGAACGUGACGAAGUUCUUCAGAAUUGUACAGAGAAACUACAGGAGAUCAUAUCGUCGUUCUACGACACUACCUCUAAGGAGAUCGAGAACUACAUUGCACACAAUGCGACACUCGAGGAGCAAUCGAUCAAGUUGACUCAGGAGGAAGAGAUUCUCAAGUCCGAUAUGGAUGUUUUCGAGAAGCUCAUUGUAUCGACAACUGAAAAGAUUGAGCAAAUCGACAAAUGGAUAAAGGAAAACGAAAAGGACGAGAAGGAUUUGGAUAUAGACGCACUCUCUGCACCAAAAGAUGCACUACAGAAGCAGUUACUAUCGUUGGUCUCCGAGGAUAUGACCAUCGAGGAUGCGCUCUACUACUUGGACAAGGCACUUCACCUCAAUAGAAUAACACUCGAUGAAUAUCUAAAGAAUAUAAGAACGUUGAGCAGAGAGCAAUUCAUGAUUAGAGCCACUGUAAGAAAGGUACAACAACAGAUACAAUUGAAUCUCAUGGUUAUCCAACAGCAUCACCAACAACAACAUGUACUGUAA
This is a messenger RNA of Heterostelium album PN500, 1314 nucleotides long. RefSeq names its product tumor susceptibility gene 101 protein (gene tsg101). The record is from RefSeq and is a predicted model, not a curated record. Gene Ontology annotation, cellular component: ESCRT I complex. The transcript is spliced from 2 exons. Bases 1 to 1314 code for a protein of 437 amino acids. Gene Ontology annotation, molecular function: ubiquitin binding. NCBI's taxonomy places the organism in Eukaryota, Evosea, Eumycetozoa, Acytosteliales, Acytosteliaceae. Gene Ontology annotation, biological process: endosome to lysosome transport; protein transport; protein modification process.